Chrysochloris asiatica (Cape golden mole) is the source of this 333-nucleotide messenger RNA. Its product is annotated as 40S ribosomal protein S24-like. Gene Ontology annotation, molecular function: structural constituent of ribosome. Gene Ontology annotation, biological process: translation. NCBI's taxonomy places the organism in Eukaryota, Metazoa, Chordata, Mammalia, Afrosoricida, Chrysochloridae. The transcript has a single exon. Bases 1 to 333 code for a protein of 110 amino acids. Gene Ontology annotation, cellular component: ribosome. The record is from RefSeq and is a predicted model, not a curated record.
AUGGUCAUUGAUGUCUUUCACCCCAAGAAGGCAACAGUAACUAAGACAGAAAUUUGGAGAAAACUUGCCAAAAUGUUUAAGACAAUACCAGAUGUCAUUUUUAUGUUUGGACUCAGAACCCAUUUUGGUGGUGGCAAGACUACUGGCUUUGGCAUGAUUUACAAUUCCUUGGAUUAUGCAAAGAAAAAUGAACCCAAACACAAACUUGCAAGACAUGGCCUGUACGAGAAGAAGAAAACCUUGAGAAAACAGCUCAAGGAACGCAAAAACCGAAUGAAGAAAGUUGGGGGGAUUACAAAGGCCAAAGUUAGUGCUGGCAAAAAGAAGGAAUAA